Messenger RNA from Drosophila obscura, 863 nucleotides. Its product is annotated as eukaryotic translation initiation factor eIF1-like. Gene Ontology annotation, molecular function: RNA binding; translation initiation factor activity; ribosomal small subunit binding. Bases 173 to 505 code for a protein of 110 amino acids. NCBI's taxonomy places the organism in Eukaryota, Metazoa, Arthropoda, Insecta, Diptera, Drosophilidae. The transcript has a single exon. Gene Ontology annotation, biological process: translational initiation. Gene Ontology annotation, cellular component: eukaryotic 43S preinitiation complex. The record is from RefSeq and is a predicted model, not a curated record.
UUCUCUCGUAAACAUCAAAUAAUUUCAAUUCAAAGCCAAAAUCCGAACGUUCCAAAAUAUCCCCAAGAAAAGAAAAAAAAAAAAAAUAAUUUUCGAAAAAAAAAACAGUUUUAAUCCGUUUUUAGGCUUUGAUAUUUUACUCGUGUAAUUUUCGGACACGACUUUUUACGAAAUGUCGAUCCAAAACUUGAACACUCGCGAUCCCUUUGCGGAUGCCUCGAAGGGCAACGACGAUGAUAUCCAGGACGGACUCAUCCACAUCCGCAUACAGCAGCGGAAUGGCCGCAAAACGUUGACCACUGUCCAGGGCCUGUCGCAGGAGUACGACCUGAAGAAGAUUGUGCGCACCUGCAAGAAGGAGUUCGCCUGCAAUGGCACUGUCGUCGAGCAUCAGGAGUACGGCGAGGUGCUACAGCUCCAGGGCGAUCAGCGGGAGAACAUUUGCCAGUGGCUGACCAAGGCCGGAUUGGCUAAGGCUGAUCAACUAAAGGUUCAUGGGUUUUAAGCGGCGGAAUUAAAGGGGAAAUCGAACAAGUUGCAAGCUAGUUUUCCCCACUACAAACUAACAUCAACAAUCAAUCAAGAAUCAAUCAAAAACGAGUUCUACAAUCAAUCUGCUAGAGUUCUGCAAUCUACAAUCAAUCUUUAAGAGCUUCAAUCAAGACAGUUCUAGAGCUAAAGCUCUAAUCGAUCAAUCUACAAGAAGUCUACAAUUACAAUAAAUCUGCAAUAAAAAAUCCAAAAAAAAAAACACCACCAGCAAUAGACCAUUUUUUAGAGCGAAAAUAAUUGUACAUCAUUCCCAACAUAAAAUUCAACGUGCGCUACACAUCAAUUGCAUUAUAAAAUCAUAUUUUAACCAC